AUGAAUGAUCUACCUCUGGCUGAAAGUGAUAGGUCAAGACCCACAGAUCGCUGGCUGAGGAUAGGUCAAGACCAACUUCAUUUAAGCUGGGUCCAGACUCCUACAAAAAUCGAGCUGGGACUGUAUACUGUUUGCGGGUACAUGUUUAGUGACCGAGGUGUCAUUGAGCCGGACACCUCCACUCUGCGGUUGCGGUCACUUCGCCACCCAAUCACUUAUCUGGAUUAUAUUUCACAUAAUCUACUGUCUAAGCCUGCCAACAACUGUCUGUCCUGGGCUCACAGCACAGUUGUAUCAUUCCAACAUACAUUACCAGAGGUACGCAGGUCAUUCUCCACAGUGUCUGAGCCUGCCAACAACUGUCUGUCCUGGGAUCACAGCACAGUUGUAUCAUUCCAACAUACAUUACCAGAGGUACGCAGGUCAUUCCCCACAGUGUCUAAGCCUGCCAACAACUGUCUGUCCUGGGAUCACAGCACAGUUGUAUCAUUCCAACAUACAUUACCAGAGGUACGCAGGUCAUUCCCCACAGUGUCUGAGCCUGCCAACAACUGUCUGUCCUGGGCUCACAGCACAGUUGUAUCAUUCCAACAUACAUUACCAGAGGUACGCAGGCCAUUCCCCACAGUGUCUGAGCCUGCCAACAACUGUCUGUCCUGGGCUCACAGCACAGUUGUAUCAUUCCAACAUACAUUACCAGAGGUACGCUGGUCAUUCCCCACAGUGUUUGAGCCUGCCAACAACUGUCUGUCCUGGGCUCACAGCACAGUUGUAUCAUUCCAACAUACAUUACCAGAGGUACGCAGGUCAUUCCCCACAGUGUCUGAGCCUGCCAACAACUGUCUGUCCUGGGCUCACAGCACAGUUGUAUCAUUCCAACAUACAUUACCAGAGGUACGCAGGUCAUUCCCCACAGUGUCUGAGCCUGCCAACAACUGUCUGUCCUGGGCUCACAGCACAGUUGUAUCAUUCCAACAUACAUUACCAGAGGUACGCAGGUCAUUCCCCACAGUGUCUGAGCCUGCCAACAACUGUCUGUCCUGGGCUCACAGCACAGUUGUAUCAUUCCAACAUACAUUACCAGAGGUACGCAGGUCAUUCCCCACAGUGUCUGAGCCUGCCAACAACUGUCUGUCCUGGGCUCACAGCACAGUUGUAUCAUUCCAAAAUACAUUACCAGAGGUACGCAGGCCAUUCCCCACAGUGUCUGAGCCUGCCAACAACUUGUCUGAGCCUGCCAACAACUGUCUGUCCUGGGAUCACAGCACAGUUGUAUCAUUCCAACAUACAUUACCAGAGGUACGCAGGUCAUUCCCCACAGUGUCUGAGCCUGCCAACAACUGUCUGUCCUGGGCUCACAGCACAGUUGUAUCAUUCCAACAUACAUUACCAGAGGUACGCAGGUCAUUCCCCACAGUGUCUGAGCCUGCCAACAACUGUCUGUCCUGGGAUCACAGCACAGUUGUAUCAUUCCAACAUACAUUACCAGAGGUACGCAGGCCAUUCCCCACAGUGUCUGAGCCUGCCAACAACUGUCUGUCCUGGGAUCACAGCACAGUUGUAUCAUUCCAACAUACAUUACCAGAGGUACGCAGGUCAUUCCCCACAGUGUCUGAGCCUGCCAACAACUGUCUGUCCUGGGCUCACAGCACAGUUGUAUCAUUCCAACAUACAUUACCAGAGGUACGCAGGUCAUUCCCCACAGUGUCUGAGCCUGCCAACAACUGUCUGUCCUGGGCUCACAGCACAGUUGUAUCAUUCCAACAUACAUUACCAGAGGUACGCAGGCCAUUCCCCACAGUGUCUGAGCCUGCCAACAACUGUCUGUCCUGGGAUCACAGCACAGUUGUAUCAUUCCAACAUACAUUACCAGAGGUACGCAGGCCAUUCCCCACAGUGUCUGAGCCUGCCAACAACUGUCUGUCCUGGGAUCACAGCACAGUUGUAUCAUUCCAACAUACAUUACCAGAGGUACGCAGGUCAUUCCCCACAGUGUCUGAGCCUGCCAACAACUGUCUGUCCUGGGCUCACAGCACAGUUGUAUCAUUCCAACAUACAUUACCAGAGGUAUGCAGGCCAUUCCCCACAGUGUCUGAGCCUGCCAACAACUGUCUGUCCUGGGAUCACAGCACAGUUGUAUCAUUCCAACAUACAUUACCAGAGGUACGCAGGCCAUUCCCCACAGUGUCUGAGCCUGCCAACAACUGUCUGUCCUGGGAUCACAGCACAGUUGUAUCAUUCCAACAUACAUUACCAGAGGUACGCAGGCCAUUCCCCACAGUGUCUGAGCCUGCCAACAACUUGUCUGAGCCUGCCAACAACUGUCUGUCCUGGGAUCACAGCACAGUUGUAUCAUUCCAACAUACAUUACCAGAGGUACGCAGGUCAUUCCCCACAGUGUCUGAGCGCCUGCCAACAACUGUCUGUCCUGGGAUCACAGCACAGUUGUAUCAUUCCAACAUACAUUACCAGAGGUACGCAGGCCAUUCCCCACAGUGUCUGAGCCUGCCAACAACUGUCUGUCCUGGGAUCACAGCACAGUUGUAUCAUUCCAACAUACAUUACCAGAGGUACGCAGGUCAUUCUCCACAGUGUCUGAGCCUGCCAACAACUGUCUGUCCUGGGCUCACAGCACAGUUGUAUCAUUCCAACAUACAUUACCAGAGGUACCUGGGCUCACAGCACAGUUGUAUCAUUCCAACAUACAUUACCAGAGUGUCUAAGCCUGCCAACAACUGUCUGUCCUGGGCUCACAGCACAGUUUUAUCAUUCCAACAUACAUUACCAGAGGUACGCAGGUCAUUCCCCACAGUGUCUGAGCCUGCCAACAACUUGUCUGAGCCUGCCAACAACUGUCUGUCCUGGGAUCACAGCACAGUUGUAUCAUUCCAACAUACAUUACCAGAGGUACGCAGGUCAUUCUCCACAGUGUCUGAGCCUGCCAACAACUGUCUGUCCUGGGCUCACAGCACAGUUGUAUCAUUCCAACAUACAUUACCAGAGGUACGCAGGUCAUUCUCCACAGUGUCUGAGCCUGCCAACAACUGUCUGUCCUGGGAUCACAGCACAGUUGUAUCAUUCCAACAUACAUUACCAGAGGUACGCAGGCCAUUCCCCACAGUGUCUGAGCCUGCCAACAACUGUCUGUCCUGGGCUCACAGCACAGUUGUAUCAUUCCAACAUACAUUACCAGAGGUACGUUGGUCAUUCCCCACAGUGUCUAAGCCUGCCAACAACUGUCUGUCCUGGGCUCACAGCACAGUUGUAUCAUUCCAACAUACAUUACCAGAGGUACGUUGGUCAUUCCCCACAGUGUCUAAACCUGCCAACAACUGUCUGUCCUGGGAUCACAGCACAGUUGUAUCAUUCCAACAUACAUUACCAGAGGUACGUUGGUCAUUCCCCACAGUGUCUAAGCCUGCCAACAACUGUCUGUCCUGGGAUCACAGCACAGUUGUAUCAUUCCAACAUACAUUACCAGAGGUACGCAGGUCAUUCCCCACAGUGUCUGAGCCUGCCAACAACUGUCUGUCCUGGGCUCACAGCACAGUUGUAUCAUUCCAACAUACAUUACCAGAGGUACGCAGGUCAUUCCCCACAGUGUCUGAGCCUGCCAACAACUGUCUGUCCUGGGCUCACAGCACAGUUGUAUCAUUCCAACAUACAUUACCAGAGGUACGCAGGUCAUUCCCCACAGUGUCUAAGCCUGCCAACAACUGUCUGUCCUGGGCUCACAGCACAGUUACCAAAAUCAUUGAAUCGAGUCUCAGCACACGCCACACGGGUCUCUCGACCAUAGAUGCACUAGAUAAGCUUGAAGCAGUAGUACUGCAUGAAUUUGAGGCUGGAGGCUUUACUGGGGCCACCCUGUAUGACCUCAGCAAGGCUUUUGACACGGUCGACCAUCGGAUACUGCUGGAGUGUAAUUCUGUAUGGUUUGCAUCUGUGGGGCUCCGCAUCUGGGGUCGAGAGGAUCAUGCUUUUGCAAAGGAAAGCAAUAAGGAUUGUGACUGGUGCAGAUUAUCUGGACCACUGUUACAGACUUCGUGUAUCACAGACGUCGGUGUUUCGGCAGCUAACGAGCCUCUCAAAAUUCACUUUCACGGAGUCCAGUCUCCCUCCAAUAAAGCUUUUACAAAUCAGAAGUACGGGGAAGCAGAAAUUUUGAAUGGUCAGAAGGAAGAGCUGCGCCUGCUCCAGGGACUCGCCGUUAGUUCGUUUUGUUUCAGUGAACAUCGCAUCCUGUGUCUUGCUAAUUGUUACAUCACGCGAGGCUCACAGAGUCCAUUCAUGAAACAUCUAUCCGACCAGGACUAG
Messenger RNA from Macrosteles quadrilineatus (aster leafhopper), 4317 nucleotides. RefSeq lists its product as uncharacterized. The record is from RefSeq and is a predicted model, not a curated record. The transcript is spliced from 12 exons. Lineage: Eukaryota; Metazoa; Arthropoda; Insecta; Hemiptera; Cicadellidae. Bases 1 to 4317 code for a protein of 1438 amino acids.